Molecule: messenger RNA, 1308 nt
Organism: Coccomyxa subellipsoidea C-169
Lineage: Eukaryota; Viridiplantae; Chlorophyta; Trebouxiophyceae; Coccomyxaceae
Exons: 7
Coding region: 1-1308 (435 amino acids)
Molecular function (GO): protein binding
Source: RefSeq, a predicted model, not a curated record
AUGGCUUUUGCCGAUGCCACCAUUCGGAUUGGUUUCCUGAGCGGCGCAGUAUUCCAAAUGUAUUUUGUUGCGAUCCCUGUAAAACAGUGCUCUGUAAGAGAUCAGAAAACACAAGCAGCAGCUUCCACCACCGCCCCUGCUGCCACUCCCAAAACAGCGAGAGAGGCAGUCGAGCAGGGCCAGCAGAGCUUCGACAGGAAGGACUAUGCGGAAGCACUGCGGCUGUUCAAGGCUGCCCUGGAGCUGAGGCCCAAUGGGGAUGAGGCGCGCGCGGCGUUGUACAACAAGGCCUGUGCGCAUGCGCGGCUCAAAAAAUGGCAGGAGGCUGCCGACGACGUGGUCCGUGCUGUCAACGAGUACGGCCUCAGGCUGGAGGUGGCUGUGAAGGAUCCGGACUUGAGGGCGCUGCGGGAGAGGAGGGAGUGGCUGGAUGCCCUGGAGAAGGCCAAAGGGGGAGUCUCCAAUCGCGCGCUGAUUGGCGCUCGUGCAGAGGCCAAGGCGCCGUUCCGACUGGCGCGCCUGUUCAUCUUUGGCGGCCUGGGGGCCGGCGCCGCUCUCGGCCUCGUCGUCAUUGCUGGCCGCCUCAUUGCGGCCUUGAAAGGGGGAGAGGGAGCGCCGGAGUUGACAGAGUCGCUACUGAACUUCACGAUCAACGCAGCGGCGCUGGCCGGGUUCUCGUGGCUGUUCUCGCGCGACUACCAGUCUGCGGAGAAGGACCGGCGCAUGGUCGACCGGGAAGAGGCGCUCGGCCGUCUCCUGGUGCAGGUGGGGGCCGACAGGGAGGUUCCCCUGGCAAGCUUCAGGGGCGCAGCUCGGCCGGUGCUGCUUGCCGGCAGCUCCGGCUACAUCAGCCGUGCGCUCAAGGCGUCAGAGCUGCACCAAACCGAGCUGCGCCUGCGAGGCAUCUCCGUCAUCCCUCUGGUGCUCAGCUCCAAGGACCCCGGCGAGAAGCUGCGCGCCCUCAAAGCCGAGUUCAGGAAGGAGGGCGGGGAGAAGGGCAAGGGGUUUGGCAAGGCCGAGCCGGCAGCGCCAGCCAGCACCAGCGGCCAGCAGAAGGUGGUGCUGAAGCAAGACAAGAAGUGGGAGCUGAGGCCGACGGCCACCAAUGAGUGGGAGGCCUGGGUCCAGGAACAGCGAGAGGCUGCCAGCAUAAAGGGAGACGACGACUUCUAUGCGCAGAUUCAGCUGGAUGGAUCCGUGCGGAGGAGUGGGCUGGGCAUACCACCAUGGGACAGGUGGCUGGAUGACAUCCCAGAGCUGGACAGCCUCCAGACAAAACUCACUGACGGCAUUGGCAUAUCCGGAUGA